UGAGCGGUGUAAAAGCCAACAAUUUCCUCAUUGUAAGACAGAAAAUAGAACCACACCUCAAACACGGCGUUAAACAGCUUCAGUGCGUUGGACUUUGGAGGAGUUUAGAUGUCAAACGGAUACUUUCACUGCUGUUCCAUAAAAGUAGUUUGGACUCUUUACUAAACCGGAGAGACUGCCAUCAGAACAUCUUCCCUGAGACUGGAUCUGGACUGAGAACUCCCUGGAGCAGACUGUGAGGGACAGGGCCCGGGGGAACGGAGGACGAAGGCUGGACGGCAGGCGUAACUGGAUGCCCCAGGACCAGUCCAGGGUGCAGGGACAGAGGGGGUCCUGCAGGGCGGUGACAGAGAGCAGGGGGCUGGACGCGUCGGGGCCGGGGAUGAGCCACUUCUGGCACAAGAUGGGUUGCUGUGUGGUGGCCAAGCCUCCUCCGAAGAGGAAGAGGAGGAAGAUUGACCGCACCAUGAUCGGAGAGCCCACCAACUUCAUGCACCUCACUCACAUCGGCUCUGGGGAGAUGGCCGAAGGACUGCCCCCUUCAGGACCAGUCCAGGAACAGAUGAGGUCUAAAGGACCUAGCAUCAACGGCAGGAACAGCCUCUUAUAGCUGGAGCACAGCCCAACCAGAGCCUCACCUGAUGACCCCUGGCCCCUCUUCUCUGACCCCUGACCCUUGGCCUUUGGUCAAGCAUCAAGCAAGCCUGUCCCCCCUCCUGCACAGAGAGCACUUAGGACCACCAUUCCUGUCCCGGCCUCAUCCCCACUCAAACCUCUAGAACCAGUCUCAUCCCCUUUCCCAUCCUCAGCACUAGCCUCACCCCCAGUUCCAGCCUCACCCCCACUCCUAGCCUCCAAGCUCCUGCCCUAGCCUGAUCCCCAGUCCCAGCCUCAUCACAUCAGCCCCUGGACUCUAUAUACCAGCAUCCUGUUCUGCCCAUGGACUCUUAUAACCCAGCAUCCUGUUCUGCCCAUGGACUCUAUAUCCCAGCAUCCUGUUCUUCCCCAUGGACUCUGUAUCCCAGGAUUGUGUUCUUCCCUCUAGACUACAUGGUGCCGUCCUACCUAAUCCAGCGGAACCAUCCAGAAGACGUCCAGACGUUUCACACUGCCCCUCUCUCGCAGCAUGGCAACACAUCAGUGUUGUGCUACAUGGCCGAUUGAUAGACUGCUGCUGUUGGAUGUGUGUGUGUUGCUCAAUGCAGGGACAGGAUAUGGCAUCACGCUCUGCUCCACCUAGAAUCCAUUGAGUAACAGGUUUAGAGGAGACCUGGGUGGUGGACGCGAGUUGGCUCUGUGUGUCCGUCACUCUCUCUCUCAUACAUGCGUAAACACGAUGAGCCUCAAUUAGACACAUGCCUGCCCUGGAUAGCAGUUCUCGAUUAUCAGACUGUCAGCCUUCCGUUUUGAUCACAUAGGAUCGUUCUUAACAGACAACUGUAAUAUCCCUCCCCCGCCCUGAACUACAGUCCAUUGGAGCUCUUCCCGUCUGAGUCAUAUGACCCUGGAGACCGGCCCCCUGUCACGUGACCCCCUUGGACAGGUCACAGAGACCAGCCGUCUCUAUGACAACCUACUGUAAGAAACAGCAGGGUUUGAGAAACACCGCUUCCGGAGAGUCUGUUGGCAGGGGGGGUGGGGGCUUGUUUGUGAUUCCUCUGGUGAACCCGGCGGACCAGUGAGGUUGGGAGGGACCGCCAGAUGUAGUACAUGAUAGGGUGACUGUGUUUCAUGGCCCCUGGCCUUCUGGUCUCUGAUUGGACCGUCUGUUAGAUCUCGAUCUCUCUCUUUAGUAUUAGAUUUAGACGCUCUUCUGCAAGUUCACAACGAAUGCCGGCUUUGUAUUUUUGAAGUGUAUUUGUUUUUAUUGUUUAUUUCCACUGUUCAGUGAACAGUUAUUUGACUUGACUGAACAGUAGGAAUGAAUUUUUUGGUUUUAGAUGUUUUUUAUAUUUUGUGUACAUGUUUUCCUUGACCGAAGACUUCCCAGGUUUCAUCUCUUUCCAAGUCUAGACACGAGGCUGGGUUGUGUUAUCACAUUCCUUGUCUUGGUCUAGUCCAGGGAUGUUCCAUAAUCUUAACGGACACGCUACUGGGACCAGGCUAUCUGUCUCCAUCUUGCUGGUGUUGUUAUGGCAACUAUAUGUCACAGUCCUGCAACCCGGAAGUCUGUUUCCUCAGCUCCCAGAGUUGAGGAUGGAGGGUCUGAACUGUCUCUGAACUGUCACAGACUGCGUUGAGUCUUUUUACCUGCUUCUGAAAAUACAAGUCAUGUUUUAUGUA
Messenger RNA from Hypomesus transpacificus, 2283 nucleotides. Its product is annotated as CDC42 small effector protein 1-like. Gene Ontology annotation, molecular function: small GTPase binding. Gene Ontology annotation, cellular component: plasma membrane. The transcript has 5 exons. The record is from RefSeq and is a predicted model, not a curated record. Gene Ontology annotation, biological process: regulation of Rho protein signal transduction. The coding region runs from base 293 to 610 and encodes 105 amino acids. NCBI's taxonomy places the organism in Eukaryota, Metazoa, Chordata, Actinopteri, Osmeriformes, Osmeridae.